Molecule: messenger RNA, 1848 nt
Organism: Corylus avellana
Lineage: Eukaryota; Viridiplantae; Streptophyta; Magnoliopsida; Fagales; Betulaceae
Source: RefSeq, a predicted model, not a curated record
GAAAAUUUCCCGUCGGUUUGAAGAUAUUUCAGUCAUUUUACUCUGAGAAUCGACGACGUGAUAGAAAUAUGACCGUUGAGGCCUACGGAACCAAGCGUUUUCAAAUCUUUAUUCUAUUGAAAUAAAACAAAAAAAAAAAAAAAAAAGGCAAUAAAAUUCGCAAAGCACCGAGUGGAAUCAGAUACCAAGCGAAAGCGACAACCCUUCCAAUACAGGAAACCUCUUUCUCUCUCUCUCUCUCAUGCUAAGAGACCCAAAAAGAGAAGAAGAAGAAGAGGUGGUUUCAUUGGUGGAUUAAUGGAAAACUGUGGAGCGGAGGAGACAGCCAAGGAGAUAACAAUGGAGGUGGUUCAGCAAGGAGAGGCUCAUCCCUACGCUUUCCAUGUCUCUGGACCUCGCAAUGUGUCCUCUCCUAAUUGGAGAGAUCUCAUCAGCUCUAGUUGGAAGGAUGCAAAUUACAAAAGAACUGUAAUUGCCUGUUUCAUACAAGCAGUGUACUUGCUUGAACUUGAUAGACAAGAGAACAGAACUGAAGAAACUGCUCUUGCUCCAAAGUGGUGGCUGCCUUUCAAGUACAAGCUAUCACAAACCUUAAUUGAUGAAAGAGAUGGAUCAAUCUUUGGUGCAAUAUUAGAAUGGGAUAGAUCUGCAGCAUUGGCUGACUUAAUACUUAUGAGACCUAGUGGUGCUCCAAGGGCUGUUUUAGUACUUAGAGGAACAUUGCUCAAAAGCCCGACAAUCCGAAGGGACAUUGAAGACGACCUCCGCUUUCUGGCUUGGGAGAGCUUGAAGGGCUCUGUCAGGUUUAAAGUAGCUUUGGAGGCACUCAAAUCAGUUGCUGAUAGAUAUGGAAGCAGCAAUGUAUGUAUUGCAGGUCAUUCCUUGGGGGCUGGGUUUUCUCUCCAAGUGGGAAAAGCAUUAGCCAAAGAAGGGAUAUAUGUGGAGACCCAUUUAUUCAAUCCACCUUCUGUUUCACUAGCUAUGAGCUUAAGAAACUUUGGAGAAAAGGCUGGAUUUGCUUGGAAGAGAUUUAAAUCAAUGCUUCCCACAAGUAGUGAAACUCUGGUUGUCAGCGAUGAGGGCGAAAAGGGUUUUGGUGUAGGAUUGAAGAAUUGGGUUCCUCAAUUAUCUGGAUUGAAGAAUUCUGGUGUGGGGUUGGGAAAGUGGGUACCUCAUUUGUAUGUAAACAACAGUGAUUAUAUCUGUUGCUCUUACACUGACCCUGAUGGCACAGAAGGAGACAAUGCCGGCAAGGAGAAUGCAGGCCCUCCUACAAAUGGGCAAGUAGCAGCAAAGCUGUUUGUGAAGUCCAAGGGGAGACAGAAGUUUCUUGAGGCUCAUGGAUUAGAGCAAUGGUGGUCUGAUGAUUUGGAACUUCAACUGGCUGUCCAUAAUAGCAAGCUUAUAAGCAGGCAGCUGAAAUCCUUGUAUAGCUUACCAGCAUCACAACAAACACAGGGAAAUCCUUGAUAGCAAAGGGUGGCCAUUGUUGUUUGUUAAGGAGAAAUGCUACACGUACUUUCAAAUGCUUACUCUCAAAUACUUAUUUUUUGAUGUGAUGAAAAUUGCCAUUAAAUUUUGGACUGGUUAAUCUGUAUAUGAUAUUUUAAUGGUAACUUUUACUACCAUGUCAAGAAAUAAGCAUUUGAGAGAGCAUUUGAAAACACGGGUAGGAUUUCAGCAAAUAACUCAUAAAAUCCAGAAAAUUCCAUGCUUCGGGGGUGUGAACUUUGUUUGUAUUUACGUUUCACACUGGCUUUUAUUGUUUUCUUCUAUGUGUUGACCAAAUAUUUAGUGCUGUCUCUCUUGGAUAUAUAAAAUGCCAUUCUUUAAUUUCCUUACAACGGC